UGUAGGUGCAGCUGUUGUAGGUGCAGCUGUUGUAGGGUCAACUGUUGUAGAUGCAGCUGUUGUGGCUGCAGCUGUUGUGGGUGCACCUGUUGUAAGUUCUGCAGUUGUAGGUGCAGCUGUUGUGGGUGGAGCUGUUGUAGGUUCUGCAGUUGUCAGUGCAGCUGUUGUGGGUGCACCUGUUACAAUGUUUGA
Messenger RNA from Pungitius pungitius (ninespine stickleback), 192 nucleotides. RefSeq names its product keratin-associated protein 4-4-like. The record is from RefSeq and is a predicted model, not a curated record. The transcript is spliced from 3 exons. The annotation marks the transcript as partial. Lineage: Eukaryota; Metazoa; Chordata; Actinopteri; Perciformes; Gasterosteidae.